Molecule: messenger RNA, 2627 nt
Organism: Marasmius oreades (fairy-ring Marasmius)
Lineage: Eukaryota; Fungi; Basidiomycota; Agaricomycetes; Agaricales; Marasmiaceae
Exons: 3
Coding region: 367-2268 (633 amino acids)
Source: RefSeq, a predicted model, not a curated record
CUAUCGGGCGGGCAAACAAAACUGGGUCAUCGCCCUACUUUGGCCGUUGACCUCCAUUGCUCACUGCCAGGCUGUUCCUCCACCAAAGUAUCUCUUCCAGCGACCACCACGGCUCAUUUUCCACACGUUCUUCUUCAACUCCUCGGGUAUUGUAGAAUUUACCUGGAGGAGCAUCACAAUUCAACAACAGGCACUCGGUUCAACGACAUUGUACAACCAUAUUGCGGUGAUUCGACACACAGAACCAUCCACCUUUUUUCCAGGUCUUUAUAUCCUCCCGAAGACCCAAGUCGAAAUUUUGUUUCGUCUCUGACGCUGGAAAAAAUCCGAGUCUCGUCCUCGUACGACCCACAAUUCUACCCUAGAAUGUCAAAUUUGGGACUUGGAUACAUUCACCAAGACUCGGUGUCGACGGCUAGGUUUAGUCAGGAACAUAGCUCGCCGUCAGACGAUACUGCGGCUCCGAAACAUGGCACACGACCACCAAUAUCACCCCUUGGUAGCUGCAAAGUCCCCAUAAACGAAGCCGGUAUUUCGCCCAGGUCCGAUUACGACGUCGAGGACGGAAACAACAGCGCGAGACCUCCACCAGCACCCUCAAUAUCCUGCGCCAAACCUCCUUUCACUCUUUCUUUACCGUCCAAUAAACAACGAAGGAGGAGAGGUUGCUUGAAGCAACCUUCCCCAUUAUCUUCACCUUCGUUUUCUUCCCCAGAUGCUUCGCCUGCGUUGAACUAUGCCACCUUUUAUCACACUCUAGGUGGCCCUGGAUGUAGUCCGCCGAUCGGAUCGGAUGGUAGUCGAAGUAAGGGAAGCAGUGGUUCAUCGACGCCCAAGAAAACUGUUUCUUGGUGUAGUCAAGAGCAGACAGGACUUGGCUAUCUGGAAAAUGUUUAUCCGGUCGACGACUGGGACAGAACUCCAAUGGAACCUGUCAGGACACCGUUGAGUUACAAAGACAUUCUUGAACUGAAAGCAAUACAGCGAACCCUACCCCACGCACAACAACUUCCAGAUCCAUUCACUGGGAAGCCGGCGAACCAAUACCUUUCCAAUGUCCCCAUCGGACUCCUGCCCCUUCUCCCUGAUACCGCUCCCCACACUCCCUCGAGCACUCCCAAUAUUUCCCCAAGCUCUAGUACCGGCGUAACCCCCAAUGGUUCAGGUAGUACCACCCCCUUGAACAUCAGCCCACGGGGUUCACAACACGGCACUCCCGAGCAAUCUGCCCAGCCUUCUCCCCGUGAAAGCCCUCGUGGCUCACCUCUCCCUAGCCCUGUUCGCAGCCCGGAUCGCAGUCCUGAACGUGGCAGUUCUUCUUCACCUCCCAUUCAUGCCCAUUCUCCGAAAAUAUCCUCACCGCUCGCCCCUCCCCAUCCUCCAUCAGGCGCAAUGAACGCUGAGGGAAAUACCAACAUGCUCGCUCCACCUACUCCCCGGCCCAGAACGAAGCCAACAUUCCAUUUCAAUUUUGUGCCGUUGCUCGAUACUCCUGCAACGUCCCCUACAUCUGUCAAGCCUACAUCUCCAUCGAACGCGCUGGACUCAAUCCCACAAGCGCUCAACGCUGCUUUGGGUAAUCUCUGCAAUCGUAACACCCUCAAUCAGAAUGAUGAUGAAGAUUCUCCACCUCCCACACCCGCUUUGACCAUCACCUCGUUGGGUUGUGAUAGUUGUAGCGAGGUUGACACGGAGCUGAGCGAUAUUGGCGAGGAUAUGCCAUUUGGUGUCAUGUUCAGGAAGGAUGCUGAUGGCUCUUACGAUUCUUACUCGAGGUGGAGGGGCAGGCCACUUGAAAAAGAAGAUUCUAAGAACAAAAAGAAGACGAAGAAAAAUGUUAUUUAUAUCAAUGGGGAGGAAAUCGAUUUAGAUGGGAAUGCUAGCGAAGAAGACGAGGAGGACGAGCAAUCCUGCGCAAGUUCAACCUGCGCUGUCGAGCAUCAUGAGGCCUGUUCAACGAGUGUCAUUUAUAUCAACGGAGAGGCUUGUACCCUGGACGAGACGAUGGAUAUACCUUCGGAACCGAAGACAUCUUCAUCUCGUAACCUAUCUCCUCCGUCUCGACGAUCAAGAACGCCUUCCCCGGAGCCUGAGAGGAAACCACGUUCACAUGUUCCGAUCUCACCUUUCCAUCGUGCCCACCCGAAUUUCGCAAGAAUGCCUUCGCCGGAGAAGAGCUCACGCUCUUAUUCACCGAUUUCGCCGUUCCAUCGGGCACAUCCUAACCUUCAAUUGAGGUCGUUUUCUCGUUCUCCUACCCGGGAUUGAAGGUUUUUUUCAGUUAUGUUAUAUUGUACUAUCCGUAUAUAUCCCCCCCCCCCCCCCACACGCACCCCCUUUUUUAUUACUGAGUAUUACGGAUAUUACUUAUCGCACAAUUUAUCUGUAGGAUACGGCUCAUGGCGAAUCAACCGCAUUCUUGCAUUUCGCAUAUUUACUCACCCCCUUCAUAACUCUCGUUUACACCUCCCCCCCCCCCCCUCGAGCAUUUUGCAUUUUUUGGCAUUUCAAAUUUUCAACCGUCGGUCGACUUCCCCCCCUCUCCACACACAUGAAAUGCAUAUAGUACUUAGUUGCCCAUUCACGAAUCACAAUUGCAUCUUAUCCAUUUAUUCAAGGUUCGAUUA